Molecule: messenger RNA, 2275 nt
Organism: Cyclopterus lumpus (lumpfish)
Lineage: Eukaryota; Metazoa; Chordata; Actinopteri; Perciformes; Cyclopteridae
Product: ras-related protein Rab-25-like
Exons: 5
Coding region: 128-763 (211 amino acids)
Biological process (GO): exocytosis
Cellular component (GO): recycling endosome
Molecular function (GO): GTPase activity; GTP binding
Source: RefSeq, a predicted model, not a curated record
UCCUCAGUCAUGAGCUACCACCUAUCCACAGAUAAAGAAGGAAGCGGCUAGGAGCAGGUAACAUAUUGAAAGUGGCUUCAGUAUAUUUAAGAAGUGAAACGGGAAAGCCCUUUCCACUAAAUGCAGCAUGGCAUCUGAUGAGUUGUACAAUUUUGUCUUUAAAGUGGUUUUGAUAGGGGAGUCUGGCGUUGGAAAGAGCAACAUUCUGUCUCGGUUCACUAAGAAUGAGUUCAAUCACGACAGUCGUACGACCAUCGGAGUCGAGUUCAGCACGCGGACGGUUCACCUGGACAACUACACCAUCAAAGCCCAAAUCUGGGACACAGCUGGGCUGGAGCGCUACAGAGCUAUCACCUCAGCAUAUUACAGGGGAGCAGUCGGAGCCCUCUUGGUUUAUGAUAUUAGCAAGCACCUGACCUAUGAGAGCGCAGAUCGAUGGUUGAAAGAGCUGUUCGACCAUGCAGACCCUCACAUCGUGGUCAUGCUGGUGGGAAACAAGAGAGACCUGGAGAGCCUCAGGACCGUGCCAACAGAGGAGGGCAAGGACUUUGCAGAGAAGAGAGGUCUCAUGUUCAUGGAGACAUCAGCGUUGGACUCCACCAAUGUCGAAGAUGCUUUCAAUGAAGUCCUCAUCGCGAUUCAUAAGAAGGUGGCCAGCAGGGAGGUGACCCGAGGCUCCAUUUGCGCUGUAACCCUCUCCAACCCCAUCAGACCCAACAGCGAGGCACAGGAGGAGCGGAGGAACUGCUGCAAGAGCUCCUAACUGACUGCUGCCCUGUGAAACCUGCUCUGCCCCAGUGAAACCAACGUCACGCGUGACUGUCGCUGAAGCUUAAGCUUUAGCGUCCUCAUUCACACUCAAUUUGAAGAGCGAGGUAUACCUGCUCGACACUUGAGCAGCCAAUAUACAAACCUCUUUAAAUAUAAAAGCUCAAAAACGAAAGCUUAUUAAGAUAUAGUUAUUGAGAAAUGCUAUAUUUUGAAUGCUAUAUUUCUUGUGGUGGAUAAAUGGGCGUGUUUUAGAGAUAGAUGUAAAUCUUUUCUUAUCCUCAUGUUUUAAAACAACGUUAUAAAAGUUGUAUUGCUUUUAUGAAGCAAUACAUUGGGAUUCACUUGGAUUACAUUAUUUAUGAUAUUCUAUCUAUAUGUAAUUACCACACAAAGCCAUCACUUCAUUAUCUGCACCGGACACGUUAUCUAAACUGGACGAGGGAAUAGAAGAGGCAGCUGAUCUGAGUAGAGAGUAUUGGAAGAAAAACUCAAAACCUUUAAACAAAACUAGUGAUAUCCCCAAUGCAACACUGAUAUCAGUAAAAAAUGAAAUAUACUGGUAGUCUAAUAAAACUAUUGUAUAUAAUACAGUAUUAAAGGGUUGUUAUUAUUGAUCCAUUAACAUGUAAGCAGUGUUUAAUGUUGGGGCUGAUUGAGAUGAUGCAUACUUUAACUCUUUUACAUGAUGUUGGGUGGUUCAAUCUAAAAUCUGAAGCAAUGACUAGAGAUGUCAAAUACAUGUUGAGUAGAAAUAUAACGUAGUGUACUAGUACCUCAAAGUUGUACUUAGCUACACUACUUGAUUACAUUGUCAUAGUUGCUUUCCACCACUGAAUAACAUAUCUGUCAGUUGUAGUUGGAGACAUGGACCUGUUGGGGGUUGCUGAGAGACGUUGCUUCAUAUUAAAGGGUCACAUUGAAAAACAACUGGGAACACUGGUAAUCUAGUGAGUGGAAGGUGCGUGUCUCUCCUCAGCCUGUAGGUGGCAGUGCUGCCGCUGCAUGUUGACUUUAAAGCAUCAGUACUGUUUUGUGCAGUGCAUUUGUUCACUCGCUCAUUUCUUUAUUAACUCGAGUACGACUCAUACUGCCAUCUAAUCCCACAAUUCAUUCCAUUAAUGAUCAUAAUAUUAGGCUCAUGUGGUGCUGCAGUGUUGUCGCCAUGGCAGCAACCUCUGAUGUCCUCUUGACGAGCUAAUCAGCGUGCCCAUGAAGGGGGGAUUUAAUUUACACUUUUACCACAAAUAAUAAAUGUAUUCACAGAUCAUAUGGUUUUAUGUCGUACAUACUAUGGAUGUAAUUGGACAGGCCCAUAUGGCACGACUGAGAGCAUAUACAUCUACAGCAGUGGUAGUUAAUGACAUGUUGGACAGAUAGGGUUCUAUCUCUGGCUCACAGAUGUGCAUAAGGAGCUUUCAUUGUGUGUGAGCGUGUUUGUGUGUCCGUCUCCAUGCAAGGUUAUUCUGCUUGAGGAUCAUUCUGUGAAAAUGAAAUGACCACAAAU